AUGCUAUUUUUUAGAGGUCCACGAGGUCUUGCAUUGAUUUUUGUCAUAUUGAGUUUUCUGACGAUAUAUUAUGGCUACUUGAGGCUUGAUGUACAUCCGAAGCUACACGAUGGCGAGUUCGCUGUACCACCUCAUGCGGAAGUUGUAGUAGAACCUGGACGGCUAGCAGACGGGAGGCCGACGAAGUCUGCGGAGAAGGCGGUGUAUCCAUCAAUAUCACCCCACCCUCAGCCCAGCGCUACACCCGACAUUACCUCUACAGUGCCAAGUUCAGAGCUAUCAGUGUCAUCAUCUGACAUUCUGUUAAUCAUCAAGACUGGUGCAAGCACAGCGUGGCGUCGAAUGCCUAUGCAGCUGUUAACGACUUUAUCGAGUUUGCCAAACAGUGUAAUAUAUUCUGAUCUCCAAGAGAAUCUUUCUCAUGAGAUCCAGACAGUGGACGUUUUGCAAAACGUGAGCGAUACUCUGCAGAUACAUGACACAAUUGCGUACGACAUAUACCAAGAUCUACAUACCAACAUUCAUGCGUACAGAGAGCAAGCUCAGCUCCCGGGCGACGAACCUGAACUCCCACCCGGGGAUAAGCCAGGCUGGAAACUAGACAGAUACAAGUUUCUUCCCAUGCUAGAGCAUGCUCAGAGGAACUUCCCCGGUUUCAAAUGGACUGUUUAUAUUGAAGACGACACUUUCGUCUUUUGGUCAAAUCUUCUCCCAUGGCUUGCAACACUCUCAGCUGACGAUGAACCGUCAUAUUAUGGCGCUUCCGCGGGAGAAAGCAAUGCGACAUUUGCGCAAGGAGGUUCAGGAAUCGUAUUCUCUAGGUCUUUAAUGAAGUCUGUUUUCACUGGACCUAAAACCCCCACUCUAAAAGAGUAUGCCAAAUUCACCGCAAGUGAGUGUUGCGGUGACAUGGUUCUUGGCAAAGUAUUGCGCGAUCAUAAUGUGCUUGUAAACAGAGGGAAAUAUGGCCCAGUGUCAUUCAGACCCGAACCACCCUGGAAAACAGGAUUUGACGAAUUCUCAUGGUGCAAACCAGUCUUCACGUUUCAUCAUUUGCACCAGAGGGAUCUGGUUCAACUGGCAUUAUUGGAGCGCCAGCAUAGUCAUAAUAACCAUGUUUCGCGACCAAUCAUAUUUCGUGACAUUUUCCUUAAAACAAUAUCACCUUACCUCAAAGACCGCCGUGAUGAUUGGGACAAUUCCGCAUCUCGCCACAAACUUACAGAGAAUAUCACCACGAUCACCAAUCCACCUUGGAGUCCACCUGCUCCCGUCGUAGAAGAUAAAGAUGCUCUUGAGCAGGCUUAUACUUCACCUGAAGCGUGUCUGGCGGCGUGCGUCGCAUUAUCUACUUGCCGUAUCUGGAAGCACGAAAUCAAUAACGAGAAUGAGAAGAGCUGUAGUUUGGAUGUAGUGGUAAUGCUAGGAAGAGAAAUUGAGGGACGGGCUUCAUGGGAUAAAAGGGUGAUCAAUAGUGGAUGGAUGAUCCAGAGAAUCAAUGAGACGUUAAUGGAGGAUAAAUGUGAGAUUGUUGCGUCACCUUAG
This is a messenger RNA of Botrytis deweyae, 1545 nucleotides long. RefSeq lists its product as uncharacterized. The coding region runs from base 1 to 1545 and encodes 514 amino acids. The record is from RefSeq and is a predicted model, not a curated record. NCBI's taxonomy places the organism in Eukaryota, Fungi, Ascomycota, Leotiomycetes, Helotiales, Sclerotiniaceae. The transcript has 2 exons.